This is a messenger RNA of Ostrea edulis (European flat oyster), 1344 nucleotides long. RefSeq lists its product as uncharacterized. Gene Ontology annotation, molecular function: signaling receptor activity. The coding region runs from base 99 to 1274 and encodes 391 amino acids. NCBI's taxonomy places the organism in Eukaryota, Metazoa, Mollusca, Bivalvia, Ostreida, Ostreidae. The transcript has 2 exons. The record is from RefSeq and is a predicted model, not a curated record.
CUGAUAAGAGUCAGUGGCGACGUAGAUAUGCAAGGCGUCAGUCAAAUAAGCAACACAGCUAUUUGAACCUCAAUCAUAAGAUUGCAUAUUUUGUAAACAUGUCGUUCUCUCUCGUGUUGGCUUCACUUAUUAUAAUUAAUGGAUUUUCGCAUGCUUUCUUAAUCAACGAAGGGGAUGCAAAUGAAAUUAUGUCGGAGGUAGCACUAUUACGGGAAGAAAUUGCUAAGCUGACUACCCAGGUGAAGUCGUCCUGUGGAUGCGCUACGUCCCCUGGGUCUCGUUGCCCUGAUGGAUGGACCAUGUUUUCAGGUUCUUGUUACUAUUUCGGUGUUGUCCCAAAGUCAUGGCAGGACUCGGAAGUAGCAUGUGAACGACUUGGCGGCCAUCUUGCAACUGUCCAUUCUACAGAGGAGGAACAAUUCAUACUAGAUUAUGUUAAACGUGAAAGGAAAGCUUUGGUAGACAUGUCGCAUGGCUACACGUGGAUCGGUGGACAUGAUUUCCUACAAGAAAGCAACUGGAUGUGGAUAACGGAUGAAGUUUUCAAUUUUACGAACUGGAGGGCGGGAAACCCGAACAAUGGAGGAGCCGCCCUCAAUGAAGAUUGCCUUGACGUCAGUGGAGACGGUUGGAAUGAUAAUAAGUGCUCCAAUAGACUGAACUAUGUCUGUGAACGGAACCCAUUAAAAAUGUCAUUUAGAAUAAUUUUGACUUUGCUUUUUACAUUUGAUGGAUUUUCCGGUGGUUUCCUUAUCAACCCAGGGGACGGAAACGAAAUUCUUGCGGAAGUUUCACAAUUACGAGAAAUGCUCACACUAUUAACCGCCCAGGUGAAGUCGUCCUGUGGAUGCGCUACGUCCCCUGGGUCUCGUUGCCCUGAUGGAUGGACCAUGUUUUCAGGUUCUUGUUACUAUUUCGGUGUUGUCCCAAAGUCAUGGCAGGACUCGGAAGUAGCAUGUGAACGACUUGGCGGCCAUCUUGCGACUGUCCAUUCUACAGAGGAGGAACAAUUCAUACUAGAUUAUGCUAAACGCGAGAAGAAAGCUUUGGUAGACAUGUCGCAUGGCUAUACGUGGAUCGGUGGACACGAUUUCCUACAAGAAAGCAACUGGAUGUGGAUAACGGAUGAAGUUUUCAAUUUUACGAACUGGAGGGCGGGAAACCCGAGCAAUGGAAACGGAAACGAGGAUUGCCUUGACCUUAGUUUUGAUGGAUGGAACGAUAACACUUGUUCCAACAUCCUGAACUACAUCUGUGAACGAAACAUGUUUUAACUGCGCGGGAUAUGUGAGCGGGAUUUUACCGUUUAUGUAAGACAUACAUGUACAAUAUCUUAUACAUAGA